GCCGAUACGAGUGCUAAUCAGUUUGUGGUGAACGUCAACCACGUGAUGACCCCGAGUCGACUGCGCCUAUUGCUGUACACACUAUUACCUAAAUAUAUCCUGAGCGCCCUGGGAGUCAAACACCCGGUGCGAGACUCGGCCAAUGAGUACAUCAUUUCGAUGACCCGUCAUAUAAUUGCUGAGAGAAAGCGAAAUACGAGUAAUAAUUACAACGAUUUCAUAGACUUAGCCAUAAAUGCGGAAAAUAAUAACACAGAGGGUGACAGUCAGGGCACUCGAGACCAUCAUAUAAGUGGCGGUUCAAAUGGUGUUAAGAAAGGCAUCAAAAGAGGGGACAGUUAUAUGUCUGAAGACGAGGCGUUGGCCAACAGUUGGAUAUUUCUGAACACU
This is a messenger RNA of Oppiella nova, 390 nucleotides long. NCBI's taxonomy places the organism in Eukaryota, Metazoa, Arthropoda, Arachnida, Sarcoptiformes, Oppiidae. The record is from the annotation of a GenBank genome assembly.